AAGCUUCAGUUGCCAUUAGAACUUCGACUUUGACGUUGUGCGAUCGCGAGCGCGUUCCGUAAACGAAAAUACCAAAAAGCAAAUUACACUGUGCUACACGUUUUUAACAGGCUUAAACGCGACCUAGACGAUGCCAAAUAAUCGUAAUCGUAAUCGGAAUCGUAAUCGUAACAAGCGCAAUAAGAAUCAAAACGCAAAUCAAACUAAACAGCCGGAGGAGCAACAGGAGGAGCAAAUAGAGCAGCCAGCAACGACAACUUCAUCAUCAUCAUCAUUGGCAGCAGCUGACGAUCAUCAGCAUAAUGAUAAUAAUGCAAAUUCUGGCAGAAUUUCAAAUGGGUCAUCAACAGUCAGCAGCAACGAUGUUGCUGAUGGGGCUCCGGCUGGCAUAGCGAGCAACCACGACAGCAACCACAACAACAGCUCUAGCAACAACAACGCACAGCAAGUGACAAGAGCAGCGCCAGUGAAUCAGCCAGAAGAAGAUCAGCCAAAAGAUUUAGCUAUAGAGACGCAACAACAGCAACAACCGCAGCAGCCAGUGAGUCAGCAACUGAUUGAUGAAAACGCAGAGAGCAAAGCUGAGCAAGAGAUUGUAGUUGAAGCUGUAGAGCAGCCAAAGGAGUUAAAUCAGCAAAUAGAAAAUACCUCUGAAGAGCAACUAAAGGAACUGCCGAGGGAAGAGGUGCAAAAGCAACCAGAGGAAGAGGCACAUGAGCAGCCAGAGCAACAGCUAAAGGAAGCUACGCAAGAGCAGCCAGAGCGUCAGUCAAAAGAAGUAGCGGAAGAGCAGCCAGAACGUCAUUCAAAGGAAGUGGCACAAGAGCAGCCAGAAAAGCCAGAAAAGCAGCUAAAGGAAGCUACCCAAGAGCAGCCAGAGCAACAGUUAGACGAAGCGACACAAGAGCAGCCAAUUGCUGUGAUAAUUGAGAAGCACGCAAUCGCUGCAAAUCAGCUAAAUAAUCAGCUUAAUAAUCAAGCUGAGCAUCAGCUGCAGCAGCAAUUAAAUCAGCAAACUAUUGAGCAGAAAGAAAGCUGUCAAUUAAAUCAGUUGAGCAAUCAACAGACAGUGGAGCAACUGCCACAGCAGCCAGUAGAGCACAUUGUGCCUGUAAUCCUAGAAAAGGAGAGCAAUCCAUUUGAAUUGCAGUCAGCUGCAGCUGAGCAACAGUUGCAGCAACCAGCAGUGCACAUAGUGCCAGUGUUUGUGGAAAAGACAGAAAGCUGCACAACUCAAAGUGCAGAACAAACUGCAGAGCAAUUAAAGGAGCAGCCAAAAGAGCAGCCCAAGGAGCAGCCAAAAGAAGAUGAUAGAAACAAGUAG
This is a messenger RNA of Drosophila albomicans, 1324 nucleotides long. Its product is annotated as adenylate cyclase, terminal-differentiation specific-like. The transcript is spliced from 3 exons. Bases 131 to 1324 code for a protein of 397 amino acids. The record is from RefSeq and is a predicted model, not a curated record. NCBI's taxonomy places the organism in Eukaryota, Metazoa, Arthropoda, Insecta, Diptera, Drosophilidae.